Quercus robur (English oak) is the source of this 1463-nucleotide messenger RNA. Its product is annotated as ribonuclease 3-like protein 2. Gene Ontology annotation, cellular component: nucleus; cytoplasm. Gene Ontology annotation, biological process: rRNA processing; siRNA processing. Lineage: Eukaryota; Viridiplantae; Streptophyta; Magnoliopsida; Fagales; Fagaceae. The transcript is spliced from 4 exons. Bases 85 to 1239 code for a protein of 384 amino acids. The record is from RefSeq and is a predicted model, not a curated record. Gene Ontology annotation, molecular function: RNA binding; ribonuclease III activity.
CGUACAAAAAUACAAUAAAAGCACUAAAAACUUCAUCAAUUCACUCCCAUGAAUUAGCAAGUUGGUCAUUUAGGAAUUGUGCAUAUGGAUUCUCAGGUACCUCCACCUCCUCCUUCAAGUCUGGUGCUUGGUUUCUGUUUCUGGUUAGGCUUUGCUUUUUUAAUAAAGUCUUGUAUUUCUAAAAUAAAAAAACUUCACAAAGAAGAAGAAACCAACAUAAGAGCCGUGGAAAAAAUACUGUCCUACAAGUUUAAGGACAAGAAGCUCCUAGAAGAGGCACUCACACACCCCGCCUACCACAAAAACAACAACAACAACCGCGAGUCGCUUAGGUCGUACCAGCGGCUUGAGUUCGUAGGCGACGUGGUGCUGGGACUGGCCGUGAGUAAAUACUUGUACCUGGAACACCCUAGUCUCGGCCCAGGAGAGCUCACAAACCUCCGCUCCGCCAAUGUCAGCAACGACAAACUCGCGCUGGUCGCCGUCCGCCACGGCCUCCACCACUACAUCAGGCACAACAAUAAUCUUGACGACUCUCUUCUUCAUGAGAUUGGCGAGUUUGCUGAUGAAGUCAAUGAGGAAGACGACAUCGUUUUACAUGGAUCAAUUAAAGCCCCAAAGAUUCUUGCUGACAUCGUAGAGUCUUUGGCAGCAGCUAUAUAUUUUGAUCUCAAUUUCGACCUGGAAGAAUUAUGGAGGAUCUUUAGGGAUCUCUUGGAACCUAUUGUCACACCUAAAGUCUUGCAACAACAACCCCACCCUAUUACGACAUUGAAUGAACAGUGUCAAAAGCAGGGGAGGGAAGUUUACAUUAAGCCAUGGAGGGAAGGGGCAAAGCAUAUUGCUACUGUAUAUGUCGAUGGUGUGUCUAUUGCCUCAGGUUCUUCUGAUCAAUCUAAGGACAUUGCAAAGCUUAAUGCAGCAAAGCAAGCAUUGUUUGAGUUAUCGAAAUCUAUGCUCACUAACAUUGGGAGGUUAGAUUUUUCUUUUGGGCUCAAUAAGUCAUUUGAGAUCGAAUUAGCAAAGCAAAAGUUAAAUGAGGUUUGUCAGAAGAAAAUGUGGCCUACACCUAUUUACAGGAUUGAGAAGGAAGAGGGUCAGAAAUAUGUCUGUUCUGUUCAAAUACCUAUAGAUGGUGGUUUGACUAUUGAGGGAGAAGAAAAGUUAGGAAAAAAGGAAGCAGAAAAUUCUGCUGCUUCAUGUAUUAUCCGUGCCUUAUUAGAGUCUAAUAAAAUAUAAAAGUAGAAGCCUCACGUAAUCUUCUACCAUGUGUCAUGAUUGUUGAACUUAUAAAGAUUGAUGUGUGUUGUAUUUAUUCAGAUGAUUUGGACAAACAAAGCCACAUGGAGCACAAUAAUUUGUCCAUGUCAAUUUUAACGAUUACAUGUCUAUCAGGUGUCAAUAAUAAAUGGAUAUUUAUAAAUUCCUAAAUAAAUAUGUGUUUAAAAUUGUGUCAGUUGUAA